This is a messenger RNA of Aspergillus vadensis CBS 113365, 1923 nucleotides long. RefSeq names its product ESCRT-II subunit protein VPS36. Gene Ontology annotation, biological process: protein transport to vacuole involved in ubiquitin-dependent protein catabolic process via the multivesicular body sorting pathway. The coding region runs from base 1 to 1872 and encodes 623 amino acids. Gene Ontology annotation, cellular component: ESCRT II complex; late endosome membrane. The record is from RefSeq and is a predicted model, not a curated record. The transcript has 3 exons. Gene Ontology annotation, molecular function: ubiquitin binding; phosphatidylinositol-3-phosphate binding. NCBI's taxonomy places the organism in Eukaryota, Fungi, Ascomycota, Eurotiomycetes, Eurotiales, Aspergillaceae.
AUGUUUUUCAAGCCUUUGGAUCUGACAACUGCGCUUCGCCCCUCGCUGUUGCCCGACGAGACCUUACUCUUUGUCCAGGAUGCGGUGGGGUUGUACGAAGGAAAAUAUAAAAUCCCCAAUUAUCAGAAUGGCCAUGCCUAUUUGACCUCGCAUCGUGUCUGUUAUGUAGCAGUUGAUGAGCCGCGGAAAUACUCAGUUGGCAUUGACCUGAAGGAUAUUGAUAGAACAGAGUACCAAGCAAGCUUCUGGAAGUCCUCUCCUAAGAUUACGCUAUACCCUAAGCCACUGAAGAACAUUGACCGGUCGAAAAGCGCUGGCGCAAGUCCCUCUCGAUCGCAGUCGCCCCUGACCCCAAAGUCCGUGUCUCAUUCUAGUGCGGGACUUCCUCCACCCGUGAAUGCGACAUGGGUAUGCCCUAUAUGCACCUUUUCCAAUCCCGUGCCCUCCAAUUUCGACCCGUCCACCGCUACCGCGUCCACGCCUAUACCUCCUUGCCUGGCAUGUGGUAUUAAACCCCCUUUUGCGACUAUCCUCAAGGCUGCAAUCACUGCUGCAACAAGUCGCGAGAGCACUGUUGCGACGCCACCCACCUCUCAACCUGGGCAAGAGUCCUCACUUGGGAGUAUUGACCCCAAGAACCUAACGGUUCCACAAAAUGGCGCCCAAGUGUCAUGUCCUCGCUGCACAUUCGUCAACCAUCCGUCCCUCAUUGAAUGUGAAAUUUGUGGAGCUUCCUUGGUCUCUGCAAAUAUCCUCAAGGUCACCAAUGGCGAUCACUACCGUGCGGAAUCCCCGGCCCCUGUUUUUGAUCAGGGCAGUAUAAAGAGCAAGCAAAUCAAAGAUUGCAUGAAAUUGUCAUUCCGUGGAGGUGGCGAAAAAAUAUUUCUUGAAAGGUUGAAGGGCGCCUUGAUCCAGCGGAAAUGGCUUCUUUACAAUGCUCCGCCUGUGCCACAACAACCAUCACAAUCAAGCUCUGAAGCUCAAGGUUUAGCCGUGCCUGCAUUAGCGAACGGCCCUGGAGCAUCACAGCCUCGCUCACCGGGAGUUGGCAUUGCGGGGCUUGAGCGACGAGGCCUUGAGGCUCGUAAGAACAAUGAGCUCGUCAUUGGCAAUGCUUUCGAGGAUCUCGAAGCGCUUAUGGCAUCGGCGAAACAUAUUGUUGCGCUUGCUGAGACGCUAGCCCGCGAGUCUGGGAUGGCUAGUGACGAGAGCUCUGCUGAAACUAGCGCCGUCCUUUCGGAAUCAGCGGCGGCGUUGGGUAUGGUGACGACGAAAGAUAUGCUCGGUUCCGGGGCAGAGAGCCUCUAUCUAUCGGAGUUAUCCCGAAAUCUAGCAGAAUAUCUGACUGACGAUCGUAAGGGCAUAUUGCAGAAAGAAGGCGGGAUUAUAAGUCUUAUCGACUUAUGGGCAAUCUUCAACCGGUCCCGAAACGGGGUCGAGCUCGUCAGUCCUUCGGAUUUUCAGAAGGCUGCGGAGCUAUGGGAGAAAUUGAAGUUGCCAGUUCGUCUGCGUCGUUUCAAGAGUGGGCUGCUCGUUGUUCAACGAUACGAUUGGACCGAUGAGAAGACCCUUCGGCAGCUGCUAGACUGGAUGGCAGAGCUCCGUCAAGUGCCACCCACGGAGCCGGUAGCCUGGGACUGGCGUUUGUUUGGACGUGCUGUGACCGCACAGGAGGCGGCACAGCGAUUCAAAUGGAGUGUGGGCGUUGCAGCGGAGGAGUUGGAGAUGGCAGAGGAUAAGGGAGUCCUUUGCAGAGAACAGGGAAUUGAAGGGCUACGGUUCUGGUUUAACUAUAUCUCAUCUGACCCAGGCCUGCAGGAAGUGGAUGAUCUAGGACUUGCAAAAGUUAGCAUAGACAACGAUGACAUAUAGAACUGACGGGAAUUUUGACUAAGAAUCCCACAUAUGAUGAUUCUGAGCGAG